AUGGCCUUUCGGCCGAUGUCAUUCGCUUGUGGUUGGCCACUGCAGUCCACAAAGUCCGCGCUUUGCAUGGUGCAAAACAGGGGUUUGGAGAUCCGCAGAGAAGGAGCCACGCCAACCGAGGGGGGAAUGACGCUGUACUUAAAAGCUGCCGCGGAUGGCACACUUGUUGGCGACUGCCCUUUUGCCCAUUUCGUCCGUUUAGUUCUGGAGGAAAAGGGUCUACAAUACGAACUUAAACCUUGUACUGAAGAUACCAAACCUGCCUGGCUGACAGAGUACUACGAGGGCAAACUGCCAGCCCUUCGACAUCGAAAGGAAUGCUAUGUGGAAUCGGAUGUGAUUGCUGACUAUCUCGACUUCUUCUUUCCGGAUCCUUCGCUCAAGGGUGGCAAAAAAGAAAUGGACGAAGCCGAAGAUGCAAUUUCUGGAUUUUUCCCUUCCGUGGCAAAGUAUUUAAAGCACAUCCCGGAUGGAGAUGACGAAGACCAGGAAAUGAAAUGUUCUCUUGAGUCCGUCUUAUUGAGGCUAGAGGAACAUCUGCAAUUGGAAAACCGAACGGGGCCAUACCUCGUUGGAAACGGCGAAAAGCUGACCUUGCUCGACUGCAGCUUGUCACCCAAAUUGUAUCAUUUGCGAACGGGUAUUGAAGCGUUCAAGGACAAUGCUAUUGACCUCGCCCAGAAAUUUCCGGCUGUAAACGAAUACCUGGACUCAAUGCUUAAACGAGAGUCCUUCCAAAAAACAGUCUAUGACAAGGACGUUAUAAUUUGGGGGUGGAGCAAUACCCGAAAAUAA
This is a messenger RNA of Phaeodactylum tricornutum CCAP 1055/1, 795 nucleotides long. RefSeq lists its product with no specific name. The coding region runs from base 1 to 795 and encodes 264 amino acids. Gene Ontology annotation, biological process: ascorbate glutathione cycle; cellular oxidant detoxification. NCBI's taxonomy places the organism in Eukaryota, Bacillariophyta, Bacillariophyceae, Surirellales, Neidiaceae. The record is from RefSeq and is a predicted model, not a curated record. Gene Ontology annotation, molecular function: glutathione dehydrogenase (ascorbate) activity. The transcript is spliced from 2 exons.